AUGGCCCACCACACGGUCACGGCAGCCGAUCUGGACCUGCUGCAGCUCUUGACCUCGCCGCAAGGGCUUCCGACCGGCCACUCACUCAUCCGACAGGGCGCGCUCCAGAACGCGAAGCCGUCCUCCCAGUCGACCACGACGACCACCGCGCGAGAUGUCUUCCCAGCGUGUGCGACUACAGGAUGUGGAUUUUCGCAACACGAGUCGAUGGGGAAUCCGUCUUCGCAGACGACGUCGGCCAAGACUCGGUCACGGCAAAAGGAUCGGAGGCCACCCGUCGAUCCGCUCUUGGUCGCGGCCGCUGCGGCUGCUGGACCAGAGUAAGCGCUGCAGUGACAAGUUCAGCGCGUUCAUUCAUUCCCUAACAAGUUCACUUGGAUCUCUCACCCGCAGUGUAACUCGCAACCACUACCUGCACGAGUUCUUUCCCCACACGCUCGCCUACGCCUCGUGCGAUGACGAGCGUAUCGGGUUCGAAGCCACCAAGGCCCCCGCCCGACCUCGCUUGGAAUCACAACAGGCCCCGAGGAGGAUACGUCUGGCGCUGGAACAGGCUGCGAGGACACAGGCGAUGGAGGAGGAACGCGCCAAGGCCGAACAGGCGGCCAAAGCGACCGCGGCUUCGGCAGCGGCGGCUGGAGUGAGCUCGACCACCCAGUCCAAGAAGGCGCAAGAACACCGAGCAGAAGCGUUGCCGUUGGGGGCCAAGUCGAGAAGAUUGAGCAUGUCCGAUCCCGAGACGAUCAAAUUGUUGAGGCAUCCCCCACCACCGUUCAAGAGUGAAGCAGCUCUCGGCUCGUCCUCAUUGCCCUCGACCUCGUCUUCGAUCGCCGUCGAGGCCCCGUCCGCCUCGACAGCCUCUCCCGUGCUCCCACCGAUCCAAGUACGGUGCGAGGUCCGAACCCGAAUCCCGACACCGCAUGGCCACAUCUUCCUCCACCUCUAUACCAACAACCAUGAUUCGAAGGAGCACCUCGCGUUUGUCGCCGACCAAGCCCAAAUGGAUGCCCUCCACCCCGAGACGGAUCUCGGACCCCCUCAAACCCCCUUCAUCCGAAGCACUUCGCUGGAUCAGGAAUGGAGGAAAGGAGAGACGGAGAUGGAGAGGAUCGUGAGAGGCGCUUACAUGGGUCGUCUGUCGGCGACUUCGAUCAAUCCGUCGACGCCUCGAGCGGUCUCCCCCACCUUUGAAUUCAUCGAUUCGCCAUCGUCGAAGGAAUCCGAACGCGAGGCGCAGCAUCACCAUCAUCAACACCAGCACUCUGUAAAUUUUCAUAAUCACCGUCAUCAGCAUCAUUCGAUGGACGAUGUCGACCCGCCUUUGGUGCGCAUUCAUUCCGAGUGCUUCACGGGGGAAACGAUCGGCUCGCAACGCUGCGACUGCGGCGAACAACUCGACGAGGCGUUCCGGCUCAUCACCCUGGCCCAACGGGGCGUGAUCGUCUACCUGCGCCAAGAAGGACGAGGGAUUGGCCUGCUGGAAAAGAUGCGCGCGUACAAUUUGCAGGACCUCGGGCACGACACCGUGGCCGCGAAUCUGAUGCUGGGUCAUGGCGCCGAUCAGAGGGUGUACGACAUCGCGGGCGCGAUCUUGAGGGAUUUGCAGGUCGGGAGCGUCAAGUUGAUGACCAAUAACCCGGACAAGAUUCAGCAGAUUGAGAAAGAAGGGGUCAAGGUCGUCGAAAGGGUCGCUAUGGUCCCGAGGAGUUGGAUCCCGACCAAGAGGACGACGAGGAAACAUCACAGAAAGGGGACCAAGGGCGGCGCGGGGCAUCGGUCCCAUAGUGGUAUCAUGAGUGGCUCAGCCCUUUUGCAGUUGGCGACGGAGAACAUGUACGACGCAGCAUCGGCGACGCAGUCGCACACUACGACGGCAAACGUGUCUGAGGACGAAGGCCACGACUUGGACGAUCGAGAUCACGUCGACGAUGACGAUGACGAAGACGAGGAUGACUAUGAGGACCACUCCUCGGACGACUCGAGCGCUUCGCACAACCUUCGUCGAGCCGGCGUGGGCAUGAUUGGCGCUUCAGUCACUCGAUCCGCCGAGCUGGACAAAUACCUCAAGACCAAGAUAGAGCGGAUGGGCCACAUGCUCGAUCUGCCCAGCGCGGCGCCGAAUGGAUCGGUGACCCACUCAAGAUCCGAGUCGCCGUUGCCGACGAAUCACGUCGCUCCCCAUCAUCGUCCUCGCCUGCGUUCAAGACAGUCGAGCGGGACGCGCAGUCGCACGACGACGGCGGCCGAGGGCGGCAAGCUGGCCCACGGCGAGAACCAUCCGUUGGCGAGUUCAGUCGUCAGUCUCGACGGGUUCUCGCCUGUGGCCGGUGGGAGGACGGAGGGUUUGGGGGUGGGUCGGGAAGGAGAGGACGAAGAUGAGGAUGCACCUGUACUCGUUGAUAAAAGUGAUAGUUAUUAG
Microbotryum saponariae is the source of this 2419-nucleotide messenger RNA. NCBI's taxonomy places the organism in Eukaryota, Fungi, Basidiomycota, Microbotryomycetes, Microbotryales, Microbotryaceae. The record is from the annotation of a GenBank genome assembly.